GUCCUUCAAUAAAUCCAAAAUAAAGAAGCAGAGGCUCAGCACUCAAAUGGUAAGGUACCAUGAGGGAACAAACCUCAUCCUCCUUUCAAGUAGUUCUGCCUUUAUCCAAUACUCUGAAAUACAGCCUUUUGGUCUUAGCAGUCGCUUUAUUCUUGAUUGCAUUGCUUAUUUUAAUUUGGAAACUACACCAAUAUUACAAAUAUAAUACAGCAGUGAAAGUUAAAGAAACCAGGUACCUGAGUGAACGAUAUAAUGAAAAGAAACCUUGUGGUACUAUUCUUGUGAAAAGUCUAGCUCCAAGUUUCCUAGAUAUAGCAAGGAAAGAACAAGAUUCAAAGAUCCAAUUAAUGCAGAAAGAAAUGGAGAGACUUGAAGAGCAUCUAACUCCUUCACCCCCUAGAACAGAGAGUUUGGAUGAUGUGAUCAGCGAGUCUGACCCUCUGCAUGGGUCAAAAGGGAAACUAAAAUUUUCUCUCCUUUACGAUAAAAAGAAGGCAAUUAUAUAUAUCAACGUUAUUGAAGCUGUCGAACUGCCAGUGCAUAGCAGGGACCCGUUUGUGAAGAUUAAAGUGUUAUGCAGUGUUGAUAAACCAAAAUCUGAACUUCAUUCCAUUCUUCAUGAAUGGGAAACCAGAGUGGGGAGGAAUAACAGAGAUCCGGUGUUUAAUGAUGAAUUCUCUUGCUCUUUAAAGGAGUACCAUCUGCACAAUAUUAGUCUCAAAUUUGAGGUAAAAAAAUUUGAUAAGUACUCCCGACACAGCCUUAUAGGUGAAACGAGGAUGGCACUCAAAGAUUUGAAGGCUUCUGAAACACUUGCAUUCUGUGAAGAACUCCAUGGAAAAACAAAGGAUGCAAUUGGAGAAGUCCUUGUUUCGCUUAAAUGUCUACCAACAUCCCAAAAGAUUGAGGUUGGAGUUUUGAAGUUUAAGACAGCUUCACAGACUGUCAUCCAGGACAGUGAUGUUUAUGCAAGAAUAGAUGUCUUCAGCGACCAACACAAGCAAAAGCAUCAGAAAUCUAGUUUACGGGCAAAAUCCAAAGUGACUGUAUUCAAUGAGACAUUUCUUUUUAGCCUGCCAGAUCCUAUGAAAACUCACUGUCUGAUCCUUAUUUCACUCUAUGAGUCAUUUGCCAAUGGGAAGAAGCUUAUUGGACAGGCAUCGCUACGAAACCAGAAGACCAAGUCAAAUUAUGGUCACUGGGAACUUAUGAUGGAAUCAUUAAGGCAACCAGUGGCUAUGUGGCAUCCACUUUUUAUUUAAUGAGAUGAGACAGCAGGCUAAAACAAAAAGUGAUACUGCUUUGUUCAUACUGUUUUGGCUUACAUAUACUCGCAAAGUUCAGACAUUGAUUUUGACCUACUUUGUCUCUUUGUGUGGAUGGGCUCUGUUAUAUAACUUAACAAUUUUGCAAAUAUGGUGCAUUACUAACUUUGAUAUAUUAUUAACUUCUUAAUACUGUGUGACAUAUGUCACUAUUUAUUGAAGGAAUAUGUAUUUCUCUGUAGAAAGUGUAUUUCUAAGAAAGUGUAUUUCUCCAUAAAUCAGAUAGUUUACAAGAUUAUCACUAGAAAACACUUUGGUGUCCUUUGGUAAAAUGGUAAGAAAUAACUAAGCUUAAUGCUUCACAAUGUUUGAAAUAUGUGUAGAAUUCAAUUGCAGCUCUAUGCAUUUUCUUCACCAGUUCCAGUGUUUCCAACAUGGAUAUAACAACACAUACUAUCAGUGGAAUAAGAAAAUGCUGUCAGGAACAUGGCAUUAACCUUAAUAAACAAGAAUUAGAAAUA
Messenger RNA from Spea bombifrons (plains spadefoot toad), 1786 nucleotides. Its product is annotated as synaptotagmin-A-like. The record is from RefSeq and is a predicted model, not a curated record. Gene Ontology annotation, cellular component: synapse; axon. NCBI's taxonomy places the organism in Eukaryota, Metazoa, Chordata, Amphibia, Anura, Pelobatidae. The transcript has 7 exons. Bases 60 to 1262 code for a protein of 400 amino acids. Gene Ontology annotation, molecular function: phosphatidylserine binding; calcium-dependent phospholipid binding; clathrin binding. Gene Ontology annotation, biological process: vesicle fusion; cellular response to calcium ion; regulation of calcium ion-dependent exocytosis.